Molecule: messenger RNA, 567 nt
Organism: Hermetia illucens (black soldier fly)
Lineage: Eukaryota; Metazoa; Arthropoda; Insecta; Diptera; Stratiomyidae
Product: endocuticle structural glycoprotein SgAbd-9-like
Exons: 2
Coding region: 150-521 (123 amino acids)
Cellular component (GO): chitin-based extracellular matrix
Molecular function (GO): structural constituent of chitin-based larval cuticle
Source: RefSeq, a predicted model, not a curated record
UUUUUAUUUUUGUCAAUUACGGGUUCGACAGUAUUUCGCUAUAAAAGAUACUGCCAAAAAUGGUGAAGUCAAGUUUACGACACGAUUUCAAACAGUUCACACCCUGCUCUGAGUAGCUGUGCUCGUUAUAGAUAAAAGUAAUAUCCAAGAUGUUCAAACUCGUUGCUUUGUUUGCUCUGGUCGCCGUUGCAUCGGCCGCUGUUAUUGAUAAGGAGAAGAAAGAUGUUAUCCCGAUCCUGAAAUCAGAUUCAGAGGUGAAGGAAGAUGGAUCCUACUUGUUCAGCUACGAAGGUGGUGAUGGAACCGUUCGUGAGGAAAAGGGAUCUGUUGUCAAUCCUGGAGAUGAAAAGUCAUACGUUGCUAUGGUAGGAAGCUACCGGUACAUCGAUGCUGACGGACAAACUGUUGAAGUUCACUACACUGCCGAUGAACAUGGUUUCGUUCCAACUGGAACCAUCAUCCACGAAGCUGUCGCCAAUGCUGCUAAGAUCGUUUCACUUAACCCUAAGGUAGAGGAAUAAGCUUUUGUGUAAUUAUGUGAGUGUAAAUAAAGUGUGCAGAUAGAAA